Molecule: messenger RNA, 1860 nt
Organism: Rotaria sordida
Lineage: Eukaryota; Metazoa; Rotifera; Eurotatoria; Philodinida; Philodinidae
Source: the annotation of a GenBank genome assembly
AUGUUUGAAUUUCUAUCUAUCGAUGUUCUUUAUGAAAUAUGUGCUUAUUUGACACCUGUUGAUAUUCUUCGAUCAUUGGCAUCAUUGAAUAAACGUUUCUCAACGAUUUUUAUGUAUCAAUUUUUGUGGCAUAUUCAUAUUGAUGGUGAUAGAAUGUCGUUAUUGACGUUCAAUGAUUUUUGUGAAAAUAUUUUAAAAGUAGUAAGACAUAGAGUUGUUUCACUACGUAUUACAUUCAAGCAUGUUGUUGGUGGAUGGUCACUCGUUUCAUCAGCUUUGAAAUAUCAUCAAACAAUGCUACUUCGACAUGUACAACUGAUUGAUAUUCAACCAUAUGAAUUUGAUAAAUUUUUAUGUAAUCAUUUAACAAAACAAUUGCAUACUUUAAUCGUUGAUGUAACAGAACAUAAUCCAUUCAAUUAUCAAGCUAUGGAAGGAGCAUAUCUGGCUAAGGUAUGUUCAUGUUUGCCCGCAUUAACUAUCUGUCGACUUCCAUUUAAUUUUUGUCGGAUAAGUCAUAAAAAGUUACUAAAAUCUUCAACAACACCGUUGAUGUCUCUACCAAAUGUUUUCAACACAACUUAUCUUCAUACAUUGACUGUUGGUGUAAACACAUCACGUUUUUUAGAACACUUACUACCGUGUAUACCUUUCAUUCAAAAUCUUUCUAUUGGUAUAGCAGAUCCAGUGGUAAUCGAUGAUGAUGGAUUUGACAUAGUCUCAAUGCCCGUUGCUGUUGAUGCUCGUCUACUUCGCAAUCUAGUUCGUGUUAGAGUGAACUGCUUGAACACCAUAAGUUUUCAUCGAACGAUUGUGCUUUUAUCAUGUGUAUUAGAUCAAUUAAUUCAUUUUUCCCUUAAAUUAAAUUCAUAUGCAUCUGCCUGUGAUCCGUUUGCUAUAUCCGGUGAUAUUAUUCAACAAACAUGUAUUGAUCGUCUGAAACCAUCGGCGUCUUAUGCUCUCGAUCUGUCCUUUAAUAUCGAGAAAGAUUUGAAGGAAAAAAAAAUUUAUAAUUCAUUCGUAAAAGCUGCUUUUUUUCGUCGACAAAAGCCGAGAGUGAUUAUUCAAGAACGAAAUAAUUGGGGUAUUGGUCGUGAUCACCAUUGCUUUAUCUUGUACACUUCUCCAUAUAAUGGUACGAAGCUUCAAACGCACUUUUUUUCUGAACAUUUGCCAGUAUCGUCAAAGUCUAUGGAUCCAACUGGUUUGUUUCCACGAGCUAAUGAACUGUUCAUUGAAGGUUUUAAUGGCGGAAGUUCUCAUCAUGAACUCAGUAAAUCUAGAAAGCCCAUGUUAUCAUUUGUUCCAUGGUCAUUGCUAACAAAAAUUGUCAUUGAUGGUAGCUAUUUUAUUAGUGCAGCUGAAUUAGAAGCAAUAUUAAGAAUGUCUUAUAAUGUACAUACGCUACAAAUAAAAGAAGAUAACGGUAGUUUAUGCCGCGCUAUAUUAUUUGACACAGCCAAUCUGGCAACUCGUAUCAAUCAACAGAUAAAAUCAUUUGAUAUGGAUGCUGAGAGCAUAACAUUACGCAAUGGUGAAUACUUCUGCAAACGUAUCUCCAAUCGACUGUCUGACUUGAAACACUUUUCAUUUUCUCUUCAUAAUUCACAUGAUGAAUUCGGUUGGCAUUCGUCAAAUACUCGUCAUGGUCAAAUUACAUGUACAGAACGCAUUGUUAAUCAUAUUUGUUAUCUUCUCGAUCAUUUUCAACAACUUGUUUCACUUGAUAUGUCUUUUGUUGGUUGGACCUUCACUGCAACACCAUGCUUUUCAUAUCUUAUUCGACGACAACUGCAUGAAUUGCUGCUUAACCGACCUUAUCGAGUACGAUGUUCUGAAAAGAUUCAAAUCUGGCUUUAA